UCACUACCCUCUGGAACGGCCAAACCCUGCUCUAAAGGACUCAGUUUCCCGACAGCCCCUGCGCGCUCACCCGUGCAGCUCUCGCACAGAAUGAAUCAGUGGCGUUGUUAUUGACGCCAUAUUGAGCUCGGCGUCCAAGAAGGAGCACCUAGUAACGCACGGCGCCCGAGUACCCGCUCACCGUAUCCGCCGCCAUCCUCCCGGCACGAGUCUCCUCGCCCCCGGCAGCGGGCUGAUAGCGACCCCGCAGCGCCCGAGCGACACAGCCCGCCCGAGGAUCGGCGGGUAGAGCGGCUGGGACCGGCCGAUUGGGAGAGGAAUUCCCGGGAGCUGCCUGCUCGCCCCCCCCGGACAUGGCGUGCGGGGCCACACUAAAAAGGACUAUCGACUUCGACCCCCUGCACAGCCCCGCGGCUUCGCCCAAGCGGAGGAGAUGUGCCCCGCUGUCCCCGGGGGGUCCAUCACCCCAGAAAUAUCUCCGAAUGGAGCCGUCACCCUUCGGGGAGGUGUCAUCCCGGCUCACGGCAGAGCAAAUUCUGCAUAACAUAAAACAAGAGUAUAAACGUAUGCAAAAGAGGAGACAUUUAGAAAACAGUCUUCAGCCAACAGAACCCUGCUGUUCAACUGAUUUACAACAUACUCCAUUCCUCUCUUCUGGGCCAAGUAUACCUGGUACAUUAAGUGCAUCGCCACUGAGAAAGGAGCAAGCACUGUUUACCCUGAGACAAGUUGGAUUGAUCUGCGAACGUCUUUUGAAAGAACGUGAAGAUAAAGUCCGUGAAGAGUAUGAAGAAAUUCUUACCACAAAACUUGCUGAGCAAUAUGAUGCUUUUGUGAAGUUCACUCAUGACCAGAUAAUGCGAAGAUAUGGAGAACAGCCUGCUAGCUAUGUUUCAUGAAUUACUCCUUGCCUUUCCGGGCUGAUGUUUUUCCUUAAUUGCUGCAAGAUGUCAUAGUUUAAAAAUUGCAGCAAUGCCAUAACCCCUUCCCUGUGAACACAGGCUAUUUCAAGCUUUUGUCAGUGGCGACCACUCUUAUGCAGCAACUGGUUUAGGAGUGCUCCUGAUGUUGUGCCACCUGGAUGUGGAUCUAUGCUACCUGUAUUACUAUACCAGUGGCCUCAUUUGCUGUAUUAUUGAAAUUUGGCUUCUUUUGUUUGUUUUAAAAUGGAUUAAAGCUGGUGUUCAUAAACAUGCCCUUUGCUUGAUGUGUAAGUAAGUCAAAUUUAGGAUGACAUUGGUUUUUUGACUGACUGCAGUUGUAAUAACUGUGCAACAACAACAAAAAGUCCAGCAACUUUAGGAUGGAAUAAUUCUUGGGACUAUUUUAAAGUGACCUCCACCACAUUUGACUGUGGAGAGAA
Pelobates fuscus (common spadefoot toad) is the source of this 1363-nucleotide messenger RNA. It is a transcript of the gene AKIRIN2, whose product is annotated as akirin 2. Gene Ontology annotation, cellular component: nucleus; chromatin. Gene Ontology annotation, molecular function: transcription coregulator activity. The coding region runs from base 354 to 899 and encodes 181 amino acids. The transcript has 5 exons. Gene Ontology annotation, biological process: positive regulation of transcription by RNA polymerase II; positive regulation of innate immune response. Lineage: Eukaryota; Metazoa; Chordata; Amphibia; Anura; Pelobatidae. The record is from RefSeq and is a predicted model, not a curated record.